Molecule: messenger RNA, 1482 nt
Organism: Uncinocarpus reesii 1704
Lineage: Eukaryota; Fungi; Ascomycota; Eurotiomycetes; Onygenales; Onygenaceae
Exons: 3
Coding region: 1-1482 (493 amino acids)
Cellular component (GO): cytoplasm
Molecular function (GO): ornithine decarboxylase activity
Source: RefSeq, a predicted model, not a curated record
AUGUCGUCUGUUCAUGAAACUGGUGUGCCGCCCGGCUAUGGGAUGCACACCAUUCCCCCUACUGUCCAUGCCGCGAUCCGAAAACAUUUGCAGACAGGCCCUUCACAUAAAGAGUCAUUCUAUGUUGUUGAUGAAGAAUUCAUCCACAGCCAGCUGAGAAUGUGGGCAAGCAAGUUCGGGCAUGUUCAACCCUUUUACGCCGUCAAGUGCAACGACAAUCCAAGGCUGUUGAGCAUUCUUGCAAAGCACGGAACGGGGUUCGACUGUGCUUCCCAGUCAGAGAUCAAACGGAUUCUUGACCUUGGGGUAAAGCCAGAUCGGAUUCUCUACGCGGCGCCCAUCAAGUCCGAAGAUCAUAUUCUAUAUGCCAAAGAGCAUGGCGUGGUCCAGACAAUGUUUGAUAGCGAGGACGAGCUGCGGAAGCUGGUCAAGCUGUUUCCCCCGGCGCAACUGUACCUCCGCCUCUGGGCAGAUGACCCUACUUCCCGUGUUCGCCUUUGCGACAAAUUCGGGGUCCAGUUACCGCAAGCGAAGAGACUACUAACAUUGGCGAGAGAAUUAAACAUGACGGUAGUCGGCCUCUGCUUCCAUGUGGGCUCGAGCGCAUCGGAUUGUGAUGCAUAUCGGCGAGCAAUUGCGCUCAGCCGAGAAGUUUAUGACUACAACGAGAGCUUCGGUGCGGACAAAAGGCAUCCCAUACGGACAAUCGAUGUCGGCGGUGGAUUUUCCCGUGGCAAUUUCGACAACGCAGUAAGGGCUAUAAACGAAGGCAUCCAGGAACAUUUCGGGGCGGACAACCAGCUGCGAUGGGUCGCUGAACCGGGCCGUUACUUUCCAGACGAAGCGUUCCAUCUGGUGUGCCGGGUGAUUGGGACACGGCCUCGCCCAUCUUUAAGUGAUGAACCCCCUCCAGGGGAAGCAUUUCCCGUUGGUGACGUGUAUAUUAACGACGGUAUAUAUCGCAACUUUUUGAACGCUAUAACCGAGCAGGUAGUACCGCCGGCUCGAUUGCUUGAUUGCACUGGCUCGCCGUAUGUUCGGGGUGACGACACAGAGGAUACAUAUGUCCUCUGGGGCCAGACGUGCGACAGCUUUGACAAGAUAAACAGCAGCUGCGUGCUCCCGCGGCGGGCCAAGGUUGGCGAUUGGGUCUAUUUCCCGUCAAUGGGAGCGUACACGCAUGUCACUGCAAACGACUUUAACGGGUUCCCCAAAGAUACACAGACCAUCUGGAUUCCCAAUUCCACCGAGGAAUCCAAAAAUGCAGUCUCAGCGCCAUUUAGAACGCUGAAAACACUGCAUUACUACGUUGUGAGCGCAUUCAGCCUGCCGGGAUACGCUGCUAGGGAAGCCGAGCGCCCCGGACUGAAAGCCAGUGGUGAGUUGGCAGCCUUCAACUCGAAUGCCGGGUUGGUCGGCAAGUUUUUUGCGGGUGCCAGAGCCCUUCACAUCUUUUCGGGGGCGCGCCAUGACGAGCAGUGA